Molecule: messenger RNA, 1071 nt
Organism: Miscanthus lutarioriparius
Lineage: Eukaryota; Viridiplantae; Streptophyta; Magnoliopsida; Poales; Poaceae
Source: the annotation of a GenBank genome assembly
AUGGACGCCGCCGCCGUCGCGGCCCUCGACAAGGAGUACGCCCAGAUGGCUGGGGAAGGAUCCGCUGCAACAGUUCGUGCCCUGGAGAAGGAGGUCCAGGAACUCGAGACCGAGGUGAAUAAGCUCACCUCGGGCCCCUCGCGGCGGCAAGCAUUGGAAUCAGAGAAGGAGGCAGUGGCAGAGACCUGGAAAACUAAGCUCAACGAAAGUGAACAGGCGCUUGGGGAUUUGGAGAAGGAGUUGGAGGCAAAAGUGUCCGACGUCAAGGCCACUACUGCUGAAAAUCGGGAUCUGUUGGGACAAGUCGGUGCUCAGCCCCUCAAUGUGAGUGAUGUUAAGAGGAUGCACAGGGAGAUGAAGGUGGUUGAAGAUGACACUGCCAGCGCCGAGAAGGGGACAUCGGCACUGGAGGAAAAGGACUGGGAACUCGAAACCAAGUUGGUUACCAAGCUUGAGGACCUUGAGAGGCUUGCUGAGCAGUGCAACCAGGCCCACAAAAGGUUGAAAUCUGGUAUUGAUAUUCAGUACAUGAUACAUGCAAAAGGAUCUUCUCCUGCUGAGAUGCUAGGUACUUACAAAACAGUACUGAAACAAGGACUGGUGGCUCACGCUGACGAGAACAAAAGGAUCCGUCUCUCAAAUCUUGAAGAAGUAAAUGAUCUACAGAAGCAGAUGCAAGGAAAUGUUAAAGUCCUAGAGGAGGAAAGGAAUAAUAUUUCCAGUCUACAGGCAACAAAUGAUAAUGGAAUGCUAAAGUUCCCAAUUUUUAAAAAUUUUGUUUACAUGGUGAAGCUGAUGAUUUUUUUGAAGAUAUCGGAGAAGAGGCACCAAGAUGCAAGACUCAAAGCUGAUAAAGAAACUCAGGCUGUUGCUAAUGUGCUGCGGGAGCUUGUUGAUUCCAUGGCUGAACAUAAAGGGUUCAUGGGAACAAUAAUUGCUCAGAGGAGGAAGGACCUCCAUGAAGCUGAAGAUUAUAUAGCGUCUUUGGCAUCUAGCACUCUUGCUGGGAUGAGCUUCACCUGUGGGAUACAUGUACCUGUACCUGGUAUAGUAUAUUGGAAAGGCAAGUAG